Messenger RNA from Auanema sp. JU1783, 258 nucleotides. The record is from the annotation of a GenBank genome assembly. Lineage: Eukaryota; Metazoa; Nematoda; Chromadorea; Rhabditida; Rhabditidae.
AUGUUGGGUGUUCGCAGACCAAGUUUAGUCCGACAAAUGGCUUUUCGUCAGGACUCCAACGAUUCAGAUAUCAGUAUUCGUCAUGGACAUCUAGCUGCUUCAACUCCAUUGCCUGAUAGUCCAAGACCACAAAAAGAAACGAAGAAAGUUGAAAUAUCUCCUUCAUCACUUACAGUAACUGUAAAAGUUCCAGAAUUGAAGAAAGAAGACACAAUUAUUUGUCGUGAUCCAACCGUUCUGGAUAAGAAACAAACAUGA